AUGUACAAGGAAUCUUCCGUCAUGCAGUUUUCGUGCAGUCGUAGCAGUCCUGCGCGAAGCCUGCUCAUGUGGCGCCAAACCCUCGUCGUGUCAGCGUCAACUGUUCGCUGGAUUGUAAGCAGGCGGAGGGGCGUUGGGCCAGUAGAGAUCCAGCAGCUGCGUGGCGCGGCGCGCGCCUGUGUCGACCAGACGCAGUGCAGUUGUGGCCAGUCUGGCGGUCCUCCACGACUUGUGCCGCGGAGACGUCGUUCGUUUUCGGCGCGCCGUGUGGAUGGGCAGAAAGAAAAGAAUUGCCAGGAUGAUGGUGGCAUUUCACCUCCCAUGACCCAUUGA
Prorocentrum cordatum is the source of this 333-nucleotide messenger RNA. Lineage: Eukaryota; Dinophyceae; Prorocentrales; Prorocentraceae. The record is from the annotation of a GenBank genome assembly.